AUACAUGCCUGCAAGUAUGAGGAUGGGGGAGCUCUUUUUGCCUUACCCUCCCCUCUUAUAGAAAUCGAAUCUGGUAAUUUCCUUAGCAGCAGUGUGACAGCACCUAGCUUCUGAUGUCCUUGGAAACAACUCUCCAGCCAAGGGGGGUUUGUCGGCCUAGCUGCAAACCAGUAGUAAUCCUGUGGAUCUGAUGCACCAAAGCGUACAAAUCUGUUUAACAUUAUGCUAAAGGAACCUAAAGUGAAGUGAAAACUUUGCAUACAACUAAGGAGCUGAAACUUUCCAACCUGCUGUCUGUUCCCUGGAGGAAAAGUGUGCAUCUUCAAAAUCUCUUUAGGAUACGUUGGUGUUUCUCCCUUCUAACCUUUGCAUGGAUACAUCAUGGCUACAUUUGUUUGCAGGGUGCAGUUUUUAGAUGAUACCGAUCAUUUUAACAGUACAAAUUUUCCUGAACCUACCCGUCCACCUUUUUACACUUUCAGAGAAGAUAUUCCUCUGAUCAAUCAGAUUGCAGGGAUACACAGACUGCUGAAAGCACCCCACAAGCUUGAUGAUUGUACUCUUCAACUUUCCCACAAUGGCACCUAUUUGGAUUUGGAGUCUACACUAGAUGAACAAAAAGAUGAAUUAGAAGGCUUCCAGGAAGACACAGGGAGGGGUAAGAAGCACAGCAUAAUCCUAAGGACACAGCUAUCGGUGAGGGUACACGCCUGCAUUGAAAAACUCUACAACUCAAGUGGACGGGAGCUUAGGAGGGCUUUGUUCUCCCUCAAGCAGAUAUUUCAGGAUGACAAGGAUUUAGUUCACGAGUUUGUUAUUGCAGAGGGGCUGACAUGUUUGAUAAAAGUAGGAGCAGAAGCAGAUCAGAACUACCAGAACUACAUCCUGAGAGCUCUUGGUCAGAUUAUGCUGUAUGUGGAUGGGAUGAAUGGCGUGAUAAAUCAUAAUGAAACUGUGCAGUGGCUGUACACACUAAUAGGAUCAAAGUUUCGCCUAGUGGUGAAGACCUCCCUCAAGCUGUUACUGGUGUUUGUAGAGUACACUGAGUCAAACGCAAUGCUACUGAUCCAGGCUGUGUCCGCACUUGAUGACAAGAGAGGAGUCAAACCAUGGACAAACAUUAUGGAAAUCUUGGAUGAGAAAGACGGGGUCGACACCGAGCUUCUGGUAUAUGCAAUGACACUCUUGAACAAGACACUAGCUGGGCUCCCCGAUCAGGACUCAUUCUAUGAUGUGGUUGACUGCUUGGAGGAGGCAGGCAUUGAAGCCAUUUCACAGCGACACUUGAACAAAAAAGGAACAGACCUGGAUUUAGUUGAGCAGUUCAAUAUUUAUGAGAUGAUCCUACAACAUGAAGAUGGAGAUGAUGACACUGACCCUCCUCCCUGUGGUCGCAAGGACAGAAGAAGAGCGAGUCUUGGCUCAAAUGAGAGGCGAGGUUUGGAGCGUAGGAGAAGUCGCCGUCACUCUUUUCAAAAUAUUAAGAACAGUUUGUCUGCGCCAGCCAGUCCUUGCAGCCCUCUGAACAGCCCUCAUAGUCAUUCUAGAACUAGUAUUAACCUAGGAAGCGGGCAAAGGUUCGAUGACCUCACUGAAAAAGAGGAAGAGUCCGAAGAAGAGGAAGCUCAACAGCCAGUUACAGAACCUAAUACAGAGGAUGAGGGAGAUGAAGAUCCAUCCAGACAGGUCCAAGCCAGGUCAAAGUCACAGAGUCCGUCAGCCAACAGCAGCACUUUACUUGAUUCAUCUGUCCUGCACACUGCUUCUCCAGACACUUUGCCAGUGUCUCCUUCUGUAGCUGUUCCACAGACAUUACAAGUCCCUAACCACAAUUUCCAAGGGUCUGUGUGCAGUACUACACCCAGGGCUUCUCCCACAGAGGAGAAAUUGCCUUAUCUUCCUCACACCCCUUUCCACCUUUUCUCUUAUGACUUUGAUGAACCUCCAGCAACUGCAAGAGAAACAGAGGCUGAAACAAUGAGGUUAAACAGUCGGUCAGAAUCUUCCUACAUGGGCAAGUACUCUGAUUCCUGUGAUCCUUACUUUUACAGGUCUCUUUCUUCAUGUAGAUACAGCAGUUAUAACAGCACUGGUCCAUAUUUGCCUAGUCGAUCCUACUCUGGACUGAGCAGUCCUACCACUCUCACAUCUCGCUAUGGUUCAACAGUGUCACCACCACAGGACUCGAAGGCUGACAGACCAGUGCUUGGUGGUCUCCUUACAUCAUCAUACCGGCAACAUCAGGAGUCCCUGGCAGCAGAAAGAGAAAGACGACGUCAAGAAAGGGAAGAGCGGUUGCAAAGGAUAGAACGAGAAGAGAGAAACAAAUUCAGCCGAGAUUACAUAGACAAAAGGGAAGAACACCGACAAGCAAGAGAAGAAAGAUAUAGGUUUCUGGAAAAGCAGGCUGCUGAAGAGUAUGAAAAGGAAUUGAGAAGCCGCAGUGCAACACGAGGCAGGAGUGAGCUGUCCCUGAGUCUCAGUUCUCCUUCUAUACCAUCAUCACCUAUCCCAAGGAGUGUCACACCAUCAUCAGAAUCACAGGAGGAGCAAGAAACUCUGUCAUCGCCACGAAGGACACCACAACCUCACAGAAUCACAUCUAGUGAAUCUGAACUUGGAAUCGAAGCAGAAGUGGAACCGGAAGCGGAAACAGAACCAAAACCAGAAGCAGGACUUGAGGCAGAAUCUGAGCAAGACCUAGAAUCCAAGUCUGAGCCUGCAGAGGAUGAAGAGUCAGAGCCUGAAAAGCAAGCAGAUGCAUUAGAAGAUAACAGUCAAAAAGUAGAGCAGCAGACUUCUGAGGAGGCAGCGGAAUCGGAGCUGGAGCAAGGGACGGAUCGAGAGGUAGAGGAAAGUGCAAUACUCAGCGAGAAAGAAAGGCAGAAUGAGGAAGUGAAUGAGAAAGACAACUGUUCUGCAUCCAGCAUUUCUUCAGCUAGCAGCACUUUAGAGAGGGAGGAAAGAGAGGAGAAGAUAACUAGCGACAAUGAAACGGGUGCAUGGACUCCAAGUCUUAAGAAUGUAAAUGUGAAUGAGCACAGCAGUGAUCUUCUCAACAACAAAAGGUUCAUGUUGGACAUGUUGUAUGCCCAGAAUAAGGAGCCAGAGGAUGAAAGUCAGACAGAGCUUCAGAAAGAGGAGGAGGAAGAGGAGAACUCCAUUACAAGUUUGGCCAACAGGAUCUCAAUCCUGCAGGCGAACAAACAGGCCUGUGAGGAAAAUAUCAAAAAAAUAGACAUCGACACACUUGAUAACCAAGGUAGUGUGAAGGCUUUUGCAGAGAAGUUCAACAGUGGUGAAUUAGUGAAAGAGACAUCAUCAUCUGAGGGAGAUGUAGAUGAAAAAAAUAUGGAAAAAGUACAAGUACAACCCAAAAAAGAGUCAGAUUAUAUAUGGGAUCAACUAAUGGCCAGUCCUAAAGAACUUAAAAUUAAAGAUAUGGAUUUCACAGACUUAGGGGAAGAAGAUGAUGUAGAUUUACUAGACAUGGAUCUGGGUCCUGGUGAAUCACUAGUUCGGCCUCCUCCACCUCCACCAUGUCUUAUGGGAUUGCCACCCCCUCCACCUUUACUAGGAGGUUCUCUUCCACCAACAGCACCUGUCCUAUUACUACCACCUCCACCACCUUUUACUAGUUCUCAGGGUAAAGAGACUUCCCAGUUGCUGAGGAGUGAACCAACCUUUAUAAAAAAGAAGAAAACUAUUAGACUUUUUUGGAAUGAAGUACGACCAGUUGGCUUGCAAUACAAAAAUUGUAAAUAUCCUAAGGACUCCCUAUGGUCCAAAUUGGAACCUAUUAAACUGGACACAUCAAAAUUAGAACAUUUAUUUGAGACAAAAUCUAAGGAAUUACCUGUUACUAAGAAAACUGCUGCAGAUGGCAAAAGGCAAGAAAUCAUAGUAUUAGAUUCAAAGCGAAGCAAUGCAAUCAAUAUUGGUUUAACAGUGCUGCCCCCUCCAAGGACUAUCAAGACUGCAAUACUGAAUUUUGAUGAGUAUGCCUUAAACAAGGAAGGCAUUGAGAAAAUUCUAACCAUGAUUCCUACCGAAGAAGAAAAGCAAAAAAUACAGGAAGCUCAGCUGGCAAACCCUGACAUUCCUUUGGGUAGUGCAGAACAAUUCCUUCUCACCUUAUCAUCAAUUAGUGAACUGACAGCUAGGCUUCAGCUGUGGGCCUUUAAAAUGGACUAUGAGACUAUGGAAAAGGAAGUUGCAGAACCUUUACUGGACCUGAAAGAGGGAAUGGACCAGAUGGAAAAUAACAAAACUCUUCAGUGCAUCUUAUCCACACUGCUUGCUAUUGGGAAUUUUCUCAAUGGAACAAAUGCAAAAGGCUUUGAGUUGAGCUACCUUGAAAAGGUUCCAGAAGUAAAAGACACUGUGCACAAACAGUCCCUGUUGCAUCAUGUGUGCACCAUAGUGGUGGAAAGAUUUCCAGACAGCACCGAUUUAUAUUCAGAGAUCGGGGCCAUCACCAGGUCAGCCAAGGUGGACUUUGAUCAGCUUCAGGACAACCUCUGUCAGAUGGAGAAGAGAUGCAAAGCAUCCUGGGAUCAUCUAAAAGCUAUCGCAAAACAUGAAAUCAAGCCAGUUUUGAAGCAGAAAAUGUCAGAGUUCCUGAAGGACUGUGCAGAAAGAAUUAUUAUUUUAAAAAUCGUUCAUAGGAGGAUAAUUCACAGGUUUCAUGCCUUUCUAUUAUUCAUGGGACAUCCGCUGUAUGGUAUAAGAGAGGUAAACGUCACAAAGUUCUGUAAAAUCAUCAGUGAGUUUGCUCUGGAGUACCGAACAACAAGGGAGCGUGUACUACAGCAAAAACAGAAGCGCGCAAACCACAGGGAAAGAAACAAGACAAGAGGGAAGAUGAUCACAGAUUCUGAUGAUGAAGACGACAUUGAGAGUGGAAAGUUUUCUAGCAACACCACCACUGCCACCAUCACCACUACCACCACCUGCCACCCCAGACCCCACUCUCAGCCACAGAUGCUACACUAUUCUGAAGAAGUUGCAGAACAUGAAAACAUGAAAGCUGUACUGAAGAGCAGCUCACCUAGUGGCGACAAUACCACUGUACUGGGAGUUCGCACUCGGUCCCGUGCCAGCAGAGGUCGUAUUGGUUCAUGGACAGCUGGUAAUGAAGACUCACCCAAUGCAACAGAUGAUACAGCCGAUGAAAUCAUGGAUCGUAUUGUGAAAUCUGCAACACAAGUGCCAAGUCAGCGAACUGUGCCUAGAGAAAGGAAGCGAUCACGAGCAAAUAGGAAGUCUUUAAGAAGAACACUGAAGAGUGGACUGACACCCGAAGAAGCCAAAGCACUAGGUCUAAUAAGCACCUCAGAAAUGCAAGUGUGAGCACAAAACAGAAGUGAAGUCAUCCAUAUCAGUCCCACUGGGAAUCAAGCUGCCCAGUUCACUCCUGUGUCUGCUUCUUUUGCCAGCUAAUUGGUGAUUUUGAUUGUUCUAAUGCAAUUUCAAAGAAAUAAAAUUAAAAAAAGAAGCUCAAACAAUGGCAAUACAUCUCAGCACUAAAAAAUGGCCACAAACAGAAGAAAAAUGCAGGAGUUCUUCAUGAUUUUUCUGAAAUAUAUAUACAGUUCAUUCACCUUUGUUUUGUUCAUGUGGAUGCUAGAACAGAGACUGUUUUUGAGCCUUUUGUUAGAUAUGCAUUUUAUGUUUACGUUGACGUUUUCUUGUGGCCUGUUUUGUUUUGUAUUGUUUGGUUAAUUACUGUGUCUUCUUGUCAAUGCAAAGGGUAAACUUUAAUCCUCAGCAUAAAUCCUCAUUUGGCCUUUCAGAUAUAAGCAGCCAUUUCUGUUACAUCUGUAUGUAUUAUAUAGGCUUAAGCCUAUGAAAAGAGUAUCACAUAGCAUCUUGUGUGAUAUUUGCCAUCAAACAGCAGUGUUUUGGAAUAGAAUUCUUUGGUUUGCCUGUAGCAUGUAUCAUGAUAGAAGCAGUGGCCCUGAGCUGUCAUGACUUCUUCCGCUUGUUUUAAUGUAAGGGAAGAAAGUAUGUUUCAGUGUAUUUCACUUUAAAGAAAAGCAGCCAUCACAGCACCUUUACUAUAGUGUCUGUAUUAAUUAUGCACCAUUAUGCUGUAACAGCAUACUGCAGUGGUGGUGCUGCGGUAGCAUUGUCGCCUCACAGUAAGACGUUGUCCUGUUCGAUUCUCAGCUAAAGCGUCUUCUGUGUGGAGACAUGCGUGAAUGGACAUACCUUU
Messenger RNA from Protopterus annectens (West African lungfish), 6217 nucleotides. It is a transcript of the gene FHOD3, whose product is annotated as formin homology 2 domain containing 3. NCBI's taxonomy places the organism in Eukaryota, Metazoa, Chordata, Ceratodontiformes, Protopteridae. The transcript is spliced from 29 exons. Gene Ontology annotation, molecular function: actin filament binding. The record is from RefSeq and is a predicted model, not a curated record. Gene Ontology annotation, biological process: actin filament network formation; sarcomere organization; cardiac myofibril assembly. Bases 382 to 5352 code for a protein of 1656 amino acids. Gene Ontology annotation, cellular component: cytoskeleton; cytoplasm.